This is a messenger RNA of Caenorhabditis elegans, 382 nucleotides long. It is a transcript of the gene ZC416.2, whose product is annotated as Cysteine-rich transmembrane CYSTM domain-containing protein. Bases 4 to 318 code for a protein of 104 amino acids. The record is from RefSeq and is marked reviewed. Lineage: Eukaryota; Metazoa; Nematoda; Chromadorea; Rhabditida; Rhabditidae. The transcript has 3 exons.
AAAAUGUCGAAUGCUCCACCACCAUACACUGCUCAACCUCAGCCGUAUUAUGGAAAUGCCAACUAUGCCCCCCAGGGCAGCAACCCCUACCCAGCUCAAGGACCAUAUCCACAGGGAUAUUACAACCCAAAUCAGCCACAAGUAAUAUACGUCCAACAACCGGCUCCACGGCAACAACAACGCCAAUCCGACGACAAUUGCUGGCUCACCUCAAUCCUGGCCCUCUGCUGCGGAUGCCUGAUAGGAGAGGUGUGCUGUGAUAGCCCAAUGCUGUGCUGCGUCAUUCCAUGCCCGAUUCGUCUGCCGAGAUUCCGAUAAUUUUUGUUUUUUUUUCUGUUGAAACUAACAACGGGUAUUUCACUUAUAAACUUUGCCCCCACCA